GGAGAGUGUAAUUCGAGGUGAAAUUGAACGAAUGAUUUUUUAAUCAACACUCGAUCAAAAAUAGUAAAUUUUUUUAAAUAAAAUGAUUAGAUUAAUUAAUUCACGAGUUGUAACAAAUUUGGCAAAACAAUUUGUAAAUAAUACAUCACUUCAAAGUAGGAGGAAGGGCUUAGACAUCAGAACAUUGUGCACAAGUCUUCCGAAACUUCAAAAAGAAGAAGUUGAGGUCACUUUUGUUCGUGCCAGUGGCGAGAGAAUUAAAGCAAAAGGAAAAGUUGGUGAUACUUUAUUAGAUGUUGUAGUGAACAAUAACAUUGACCUUGAUGGAUUUGGUGCUUGUGAAGGAACUCUAACAUGUUCGACUUGUCAUUUAAUCUUCUCCAAGCCUGAUUUUGAUAAAUUACCGGAAAAACCUUCGGAUGAAGAAUUAGACAUGUUGGAUCUUGCCUAUGAUUUAACAGAUACGUCACGUCUUGGAUGUCAGAUCACUCUUUCGAAAGAUCUGAAUGGAUUGGAAGUCAAGGUCCCAGCUACGGUCAAUGACGCAAGAUCAUAGAAAUGAUCUUUAAUAAGAAAGUAGAUAUUCAAAUUAUUAGAAAAUAAUUUUGUUUCCCUAUUCCAUAAUAUUCAAUUUUAAUCAGAAAAAUGAUUUUAGAGCAUCUUACAAGGCAUCUUGAACUUUUUGUAUAACGAAUUUAAAGAAAAAGCACGAGAAGAAAAAUAAAUCUAAAUAAAAUUGUUGUUUUUUAAAAUGUCGAAACUUUUUUGUUCAAUUGAAGUUUUUAACAAAAGCAUAAAAUUUGGAAAUUUAAGCAGAAAAGUGCAAUUCGUAUCAGAACAAAAUUUACUUGUUGAAUGCUUUUUAAUCUAAC
Molecule: messenger RNA, 872 nt
Organism: Clunio marinus
Lineage: Eukaryota; Metazoa; Arthropoda; Insecta; Diptera; Chironomidae
Source: the annotation of a GenBank genome assembly